This is a messenger RNA of Heterotrigona itama, 4980 nucleotides long. The record is from the annotation of a GenBank genome assembly. Lineage: Eukaryota; Metazoa; Arthropoda; Insecta; Hymenoptera; Apidae.
CAUGAACCUUUCUUCACGCAAGUCUCCUGCCAUUAGUGGGUUUGGCGAAAGUCAUCAAACUUUAAAUCAGAGAAGGAAGAAACGGGACGAUCGAAGGGAAGAACUUUUUCUGCAAUAUGUCAACUCGGUGUCAACGUAUAUAACGAAACGACGUCCAUCACCUUCACGCGAUCCGCAACACGGCUCGACUGAUGUCACACAGGCAACAGUGAACUUUCAAGCGCCACAGCGGUAAUCUCGACGUCUAGUGACUUGGUAAUUUCGUCUCGUUUCUCCGUCAAUGGGAUUUCAUGCUCUCUUCUUUACCGUUAUGCGGCGUCUGCUGUAGUGUUUGGUGCUUUUCGCGCGUGACUAUGUUUGUUUGGCUUUGUGUCUGUGCGAUGGCAUAGUUGCAAUCGUGCGAAGUAUGAAUUUGAGUCCAAGAAGUUAAAUAUGAAUCACUUGCAACCGUGAUUAUUUAUAUUUAUAAAUAAUGGAUAUCGAAAGAUUAAUUAAAAAGAAGAAACGGGUCAAACGUGAUGGCAAUCUUCAGCAAUUGGCUGAAAUUGUUAAAGAACUUGGAGAUGUAUAUUUUGAAAGUGGCAAGUAUGAAGAUGCUUUGCAGGAAUAUACUGAACAAUUGGAAAUCUGUAAUAUCUUAGAAGACAAAUUAAACAUAGCGGUAGCUCAUAGGAUGAUUGGAGAGAUACAGGCGGAUCUUGGCACCUAUGAGAAAGCAUUAGAGCAUCAAAAUCUUUAUUUGGAAGGAGCCAAGGAGAUAAAAAAUUUAUUAGAAGAGCAACGAGCUUAUGCAACAUUAGGUAGAACAUAUUUCUGCUGGGCUGAAAGUUUGCCCGAAGAAUCUGAAAAGAAACCUGAUGCUCUCACAAAUGCAAGAAAUGCAUACAUGAAGAGCAUACAUCUUUGCAAUAAACUAAGUGAUACUAAUAUCGAAUUGAGGGAACUGAUUACAAUGAGAGCACGAUUAUUACUGAAUUUGGGAUUGGUACUAGAAGGUGAAAAAAAACAUCAAGAGGCUAUUGAUCUAUUGGAAAAAGCUGCAGGUUUAUGUAAGACACAUAAUUUACGAGAAGAUUUUCAUAGAACGCAAAUUGCUCUUGGAGGAAUUUAUGAGAGAAACUGUGAUUAUGAUCUGGCUUUAACACAUUUUCAAUCCGCAACUGAAGUUGAUAAUUCAACUUUAAAAGCAGAAGCACGAUUUCUCCAAGCAGAAUUGCUUUUAAAAAUAGAAAAAUGGUCUGAGUCGCGGAAAAUAUUAGUGCCUCUUUAUGUUAUGGAUAACUUACCGCAAACUCUGAAACGACAAAUAGAAAAAUGUCUCAGGAUAGUUGCAACGUUACAAACAACUGAAGAUGCUUUAAGUACAGAAGAAAAUACCAGCGUUAAGUUGAAAUAUUAUGAAACAUUAGGAGAUGCAGCAGUGGCUGCACACUGUUUUGAAAAAGCCAUAGAAUAUUACAGAAAAAUGCUCGUAUGUGCGGAAGAAACUGAAAGUGAGCGUACAGGAGCAGCUUUACUAAGUUUAGCCCAAACAUUGAAAGAUGUUGGUCGAUAUAAUGAAGCAUUGGACUUUGCUUAUAGAGAAUUAAAACUAUGUGUAGAUCCACGUGAAAUAUGCAGAUCUGCUUUGUUUCUAACAGAUUUAAUGGUAGCUACUAAAGCAACUGCUGAGAAAAUUGAAGAAAUUUAUAGUUUAGCCUUGGAAAAUGCAAAAUCUUGCAAUGAUGUUUCUUUAAAAGCAAGUGUACUAACAGAACGUUUAAAUUAUUUAACAAAUACUGGUAAAUCAGAUGAAAUAAAAACACUUAAGGAAGAACUAAAUGUAUUGGAGGAAUUAUCUAAUGAUACAGAUAAUGAAAGUGAAUCGGGAGAAACUAUUGGUGCGAAUGUUUGCUUGGAAGAUUUAUCGGAUGUUGAAGCAGAGUUAAAGGUUAAAGAGAAUGUCAAAAAUAGGAAACGAAUAAAAAGAAAUAAAUCGGUUGCUGUAAAAAGAAAUGAAAAAGGGGAGACACAGCUUCACGUAGCUUGUAUCAAUGGAAAUAUUGAAACUGUAGAAAGAUUAUUAGAGUCUGGACAUUCAACGAGUGUUAGAGAUCAUUUUGGUUGGACUCCUCUUCACGAAGCAGCUAAUCAUGGUCAUGUGGAGAUAGCAAAAUUAUUAUUAAAGUAUGGCGCAGAUAUAAAUGAUCCUGGAAGUUUAAUGUGUCAAGGAGUUACUCCUCUUCAUGACGCGGCUUCUUGCGGUAAUUUUACUAUGAUAAGGCUAUUAAUCGAACAUGGAGCAAAUGUAGAACUUACAACAAACGAGGACGAUACUGUACUAUAUUGUUUAGAACAGUGGAAGAAUCGUGUUGAUUUUUUAUCUUCUGAAGAUCAAACGGAGUACAAUGAAUUACAUAAAAUAUUAUCUACUAUGAUACCGGCCAGUAAAAAGAAAAUUUCAAAACGAUUUCAUAAAUCACCAUGUAAUUCAGGAACUCAUAUCGUAGAUGAAAGUGUUCGUAUAGAAAAGAUUUCUGCAAGUGAAGAUUAUAAAAGAACUAUAGCUAGUUUGAAACAUAGAAAUGAUCCAAUUGGAGCUUCUCUGUGCUCUACGAAACGAAAUGUGAAUCCACUUUUAAAUAGCGAGGAGGUCCUUUUGGAUGAUUGGUUAGAAGAUGAUAUGAAUGAAAGUAUAAAUAAUAGAAAGUAUUCUAAUGAACAUUCCUUCUCAUUGACAAAAAGGAAAUCAAAUAAUGGAGAUGUUGAUGUCGAGAAAAAUUUAAAACGGCAGAAAACAAAUGACCAAGAUCUAACAGUCAAUAAUGAUGAAUGCGAUAUGAUAGAGGAAGAUAGUGAAGAUAACUGUGAUACUGAAAUAAAACAGAUUUCUAGUGAAUGUAAAGUUCAGAAAAAGAAACAGCAAAUGUCUUUGUUAUCAGUUGGAUUUACUAAAGAUUCUACUUCUCGAAGUUCUUCACCUGUAAUUCCAUCUGCAACAGAAUACGAAUCGAGAGAAAUCAAUACUAUAAGAUCAGUUAUUUUAAAUAUCUCUGUGGAUGGAAAAAUGUUCAAAAUUCAAAUAGAAUUUUCAAAUACAGCAAGACCAUUAAUAGAAGAAAUUGUAGCUGAUAUUGAAAUUAAAUUUUAUAACGAUACUGGGUGUAAAGCAAAACUAGAUUUAAAAACUAUGGAUGGUAUUGAGAUCAAUUGCAAUAAUGUGUUCGCGAUAUUAAAUGAAGGGAACAUCGUUAAAAAUUUGAUAUGCGAAAUAAUUCAGUUAGAAACUCCUUCUAUCGUCGAGCGAUAUGGAACUAUUUGUAAAAAUUAUAAUAUAGAUGUCCGAGAAAGUAUGCUAAAGUGCUUAAAAUCAUGUGAAAACACUUUUACUUUACGGCUGAAACAAGAAGAUAUUGGAAAAGAGGAAUUCAUAUCCUUAUUGAAAACUCUGGAAUAUGAAAAGAACGUUCAAAUAUUAGAUUUAUCUGGUGGUAAACUACAUGAACUAGGGAAAGUUUUAAACGAUUGUAUUUCAAGAUUGUCAACUUUACAAGAAUUGUGCCUUCAAGGAUGUGAUAUAGAUUCUAUAUGUCUAAGUAAAUUGGAGAAACUACCUUCACAACUUAAGUUUCUAGAUUUUAGCUAUAAUCCACUUGGAUCAUCAAGCCAAGAAAUCUUGUGCAAACUUCUCACCCCUUUGACACAGCUUAGGACAUUGAAUUUGAGAUAUUGCCAAUUAAAUAAUUUUCGUUUCCUUUUAAACAACAAUAAUCUGGUAAAUCUAGAUAUUUCUUGGAACUCUUUUAAUGAAGAGGAGCUCUGUACCACUUUACAAAGACAAUUACUUAACUUAAAUUUAUCGAAUACUGUUUCUUCUAACAAUUUCAAUUUGGUAAAAAAUAUUUUUAAUAAAACAGAUUUUUCAUUUGUUACCUUGGAAUGUUUAGAGCUUGCUUCUUGCGAAUUAUCAGAUAUUGACAUUAGAAAUGUAUUGUCACAUGUAUCGAAUCUUUCGAAAUUGGUUUUAAAGGGAAAUAGAAAAGUGGGAGUACAAUCUCUGAAUUUGUUAUUAAAUUAUACGCCAACAUUACAACACAUCGAUAUUAGUGGAUGCGAAAAUAUUGUCGAAUUUCCUGAUUCUGAAAUAUUUAUUGAGAAACCUGAAAUUUGUAAAUUAAUCGUGAGUAUGUAUCCAGAAGUAUGCGAUUGUUGGGUUCGAUUAUGGCGCGGAAAGGGUAUUGUGAAGAAAUUACCGCAUAAUCUUACUAUUUUUGAACCUGUGUUUUAGUAUUUCAAAUAUUUUUAUACAUAAAAAUUGCUAUAAAUCGCAGACAAUCUUAAUUUACUUUGAAACAUCUUAUAUUUUACGUGUAGAUGAUUAUUGUCACUAACUUUAGUAGUUUAUCAUAUUUUAAUUUUUAUACAGAUUAUUUUAUUGAGUUGUAAAUUUGUAGUAAUAAAUAAAAAUAUUUUUUAACGAUUAAAUACGUCUACAUUAAGUUUCAGAAAAUAUUUUGUAAAAUUUACUUAAAUUUCUUAAAUACCGGAAGUGUAUGUUUUACUGCAUUUCCCGUCAUCAAUGUGAAUGGGAACAUAUUUGACAAAGUCCAAUUCAAUGUAUAUUUGUUAUCAAAGUUUGAUUGUUUACAGUAACCUAUUCUUCAAACUAGUGCUGAAUGAAAUCAUAAAAAGCAAAAAAAUGUGUAUGUUAAUGUGGGUUAAAUAAAGUACUUAAAUAGGAUGUCUGAAAAUAUUUUAAAACCAUAAACAUUUAAAACAAGCAAUGAACAGGCAAUAAUUAAUUACUAAUGCUGUCAAUGUAAUAAAUAAAUAAUGUAAGUGAAUAAUAGUUCUAAUUGUAUUAAUUUAAUGUCGACUGAAUCAUUAUAGUAAUUUAAUAUCGAUUGAAUCAUUAGCAGUUUUUAUAUGUCAUAAUAAUUUCUUUUAGAUUCUAAUUCAAUAAAGAAUACAAAAUAACUGAUGUUCAUUGAAUAUUAACAA